Molecule: messenger RNA, 1975 nt
Organism: Paramacrobiotus metropolitanus
Lineage: Eukaryota; Metazoa; Tardigrada; Eutardigrada; Parachela; Macrobiotidae
Product: synaptic vesicular amine transporter-like
Exons: 11
Coding region: 335-1885 (516 amino acids)
Biological process (GO): aminergic neurotransmitter loading into synaptic vesicle; transmembrane transport
Cellular component (GO): terminal bouton; synaptic vesicle membrane
Molecular function (GO): serotonin:sodium:chloride symporter activity
Source: RefSeq, a predicted model, not a curated record
GGCUGCCCUCCAGUGAUUUGCUCCCAUCCUUAUUGAAUGUGAAAGCGACGAUAAUCAAGCGUGAUGCGGAAAGAAAUCUCUUAACAGUUCUAUCUAUUCGGGACUGUGGCGGGCGCCCGCUCAUACAGCCGGUUCCUCUGAUAGGCACAACCCAUUGAACACUUGGCACAACGCAUCGCAUUACGUACAUCCAUGACCGUGUCCGCUCUGAUCAUUGUCGGCGGCACCAGGGAAUUGGAAAUUUAUCGUUUGUUGCCUUGAAAAAAAAUUCCGUCUUUACCGUCCAUUUGUGUAUACACGCGCGGGUUGGUGCAAGUGACCUUUACGAGAACGGAUGACAAUGGUGCCGCUGGUCAAAUCGGUUCUGGAUAAGUCCAGCGCGCUUCUGCGGCACAGCCACCGGACGACAUCGGUGAUCGUCUUUGCCGUGUUGAUGUUGGAUAAUUUACUGCUGACCGUUGUCGUGCCCAUAAUACCCAAUCUGGUCUACCAGAUUGACCACCCCGACAACGUCAUCCCGGCGUCGACCGGCGUGCAGUCGGCGAAAUGUCAGCCGGAAAAUCGCUCCUUAUCCUGCACUGUGCCUAAUCGCGCCGAUGACGAGCGACCGGCAAUCCCCGCCGCUGUGGAUAAAAAAGCGAUUAUCCUUGAUCUGAUGAAUGAGAACGCCAAAAUUGGCUUUUUAUUCUCCAGUAAAGCCUUUGUACAGCUGCUAAUUAAUCCCUUUGUCGGUAUUGUAUCGGCCAGGUACGGCUACACGAUGCCAUUAUUUUUCGGUCUAUGCGUGAUAUUUUUUGCCGCACUACUUUUUGCCGUUGGCUCUACGUAUGGGACAUUAUUCUUUGCCCGCUCCCUGCAGGGCGUCGGCUCGUCAGCGGCGGUCAUUUCCGGAAUGGGACUGAUAUCCAGUAGGUAUCCGGAUGAGGAGGACCGCAGUAAACAGAUGGGCGUAGCGCUCAGCGGGAUUGCAGCCGGUGUGCUCGUGGGAUAUCCAUUCGGCAGCGUUGUUUACGAUUUCGCCGGAAAGGCGGUGCCGUUUCUCCUUAUAGCGUUUCUUUUGGCGGUACUCGGAGCGGCCCAGACUAUUGCGCUGCCGCCCCGGCUCGAGCACUCCUCGGUGGCCCUGACCACCUCCACCAAGACCCUCCUGCGGGACCCCUAUAUCCUGGCGGUCAUCCUGGUGAUCUGCGCGUCGACGUGUGCCAUGGCCACGCUGGAACCGUGUCUGCCGUUGUGGCUGAUGGAGACAAUGAGUCCCCAGCCUUGGCAACUGGGGACAGCCUUUGUACCGGAUAGUAUUGGCUAUUUUCUCGGCUCUAGCUUCUUUGGGGUGUUUGCGCUGCGGGUGGGACGGUGGAAAUGCGCUAUGGUGGGAAUGGUUACAGUCGGCAUUUCGGCCAUCUGCCUUCCGUUCGCAACGGCUAUCUGGCAUCUCAUCAUACCUCACUUUGGAAUUGGGAUUGGCAUUGGUGUCGUAGAUGCCUCCUUUAUGCCUCUAUUGGCGCUUCUCGUGGAUUUGCGGCACGAAGCAGUGUACGGAAGCGUAUUCGCCGUCGCCCAGAUUGCCGUGUGUCUGGCAUAUUCUUUAGGACCUCUGCUCGGCGGACUGGUAGCCAAUUCAGCCGGCUUCCCUUUUCUCAUGCGCACCAUUGGUAUAGUCAACCUUCUUAUCAGUCCGGUUUGUAUGCUCCUGCGGCACGUGCCGAACCGCGCCGAAAACCAGGGCCUUCUCAGUCACCAUACCACGUUCGGAUCACAGGAUCCCAGUCGGCGUCGGUCGUCGGGAAUGAUGUACCGCACACUGACAUCGGACACCGAUGAUUAUCCGGAUGUCGCGGCAAUGCCCAAGUUCAAUAUACGCCGCAAGAGUUCAGUGCGACGAUGAAUAUACCAGACGGAAAUUUGUGUCGUUUUUAUCAUCACCAUUAACAGUUUUGUUAUUAUUAAAUAUAUUUAAUAUUUUUCCAUAAAUUAA